AUGUUCCCCAAAUUCCUCAUUCUUCUUUUCUCCUUCCUUCUUUUUGGAAGCUCCCUAGCCCGGGUUGUGCCUGCUCAGAAUCAGCACCAAGAGGAGUCAGGACGCGGCUUCAUUCUCCCCCGCGAUGACAAAGGUCCCGCUAUCGAAGUCUUCCGGGACGAAAGCGUGCGGCCAUCGGAAGAAGUUCGAAAGACGGCAAAGGCAAUGGACACGUGGAUGUGGAGCGCCUUGGCCAAAUUCGACCACGAAGUCACCGACGAGCAAAUGGUCCAAAUCUCCGAGGACGCCUAUGCAUCAAUGGUGGAUAGGUGGGAGAAAGAGGAUAUCAAGGGUUAUGGAAAACCAAAGGUCAUGACAGCGUUACGUAAGGGAAAUGAGGUCUAUAUUGCUUCGUCCGCCAAGGGAAAAAACUUCAUUGUCUAUCAGAAGCCUGAUAAGAAGGAAAAUGGCAUACACGAACAUGUGCCAAAGUCGCUCGCAGCUGCAUUGACCGCCUGUUGGAAUAACGCCGAGGGCGACAAGGAGCAUCACACGAAUGACGCCAACUGUGGCGAGAUAAUGACAGCCUGGGCCUACUUUGUUGAGAAGUCGGAUGGAGAUAACUCCGAGGACGUGAGUCUCAAAGGAGCGAAGACCGUCACCUGGGAGUUAGCAUUACAUAAGUACAAAAAAGAUGGCCAAGAUGUCGAAGAAAGAGUUGGCCAAAUCAAGCCGCCCUGUGGCAAUGACAAUGACGGCAAAUGGGGAUGCCAUAGCGUUGUUCAGGAGCUGGGCAUUGAAGCCAUUCCCCAGGAAACCAAGGGAAAGCCAUACGACCCUCCAAAAGAGCUAUAUCAGCGAGAGCUAUUUGGUGCGUGCAAGUUGAAGAAACAAUCGAAUUAG
Aspergillus campestris IBT 28561 is the source of this 882-nucleotide messenger RNA. RefSeq lists its product as uncharacterized. The coding region runs from base 1 to 882 and encodes 293 amino acids. The transcript has a single exon. Lineage: Eukaryota; Fungi; Ascomycota; Eurotiomycetes; Eurotiales; Aspergillaceae. The record is from RefSeq and is a predicted model, not a curated record.